Molecule: messenger RNA, 1810 nt
Organism: Lepisosteus oculatus (spotted gar)
Lineage: Eukaryota; Metazoa; Chordata; Actinopteri; Semionotiformes; Lepisosteidae
Product: T-cell-specific surface glycoprotein CD28-like
Biological process (GO): T cell receptor signaling pathway; regulation of T cell proliferation
Cellular component (GO): external side of plasma membrane
Source: RefSeq, a predicted model, not a curated record
GCAGAAAUGAAUCACCUUACUGUAAGAGUGAGCUGGCUGACAGUUGUCUUCAUUUGUGUUUUAAUAGGACUUGUCAUUUCAAAAGAUAGAAAUGUUUCGCCGCCCAGGGUUUUAAGAGCAGCAGUCCACGGCAACGUGACAGUGGAAUGCAAGCCUGAGACUGGUAACCUGACCGGUGACGAAAUUAAGUUUGUCCUGUUCCAGAACGGAAGGAAGGAGAGAUGCUUUGGGACCAAGAAACAAAAUGAUACCCUUCACGACAGCAGCAGUCCUGAAGCCUGCCCUGUGAACUUCGGCCUCAGUCAAGCCUAUUUUACACUCUCACAGCUGCAAACACAUGACACAGGCAUCUACAGCUGUGACAUAGAAGUGCUCUACCCACCACCUUACAGGAAAAUCAAUGGAUCCACCACAGUCCUCAUUGUCGAUGAAAACGAAUGCAAAGAACCCAUAACACCAUGUGGUUCAAACUUCCCUUUGACACUGGUGUUGAUGAUAGCAGGCUGUGUGAUUCUGCUGUACAGCCUGGUUAUCACAGUGAUAAUGGCCAUCUGUUACAUCAAACAAAAAAAUAAAAAACACAACCAGAAUGAUUACAUGAAUAUGAAACCCAGGGGGUUAAAGAAACAUCAAGGUGUUCUCCACCCAACCAGAAAUGGCAGAUACUGAACCCAACCAUCAUAACUUAACGGAGCAAUGGGAACUUCUCCAGAAUAAAAGAGACAGAAACGUAUAAGUGCAUUUCGAAACUCUAACACUGUUUUAAGUAUUUUGCUUACUUAGCGUAAACACCUCACUUAAUCAGAUUGCCAACAUAAUGUAGCAUGAAUUCCGAGCCACAGCAAAUUACUGCAAUGUUUGAAAUGAUCUGAUUGAAGUCAUCAAAGCAUUCUGUCAUCUUUUGGAACUACCCAGCGCUCACCAGUUAUCCUAAAUAGCCAAGACUUGACCUGGAGCUGUUGUAACUGAUCUGACUUCCAAGCCUUCUGCAAUGAAAUACAGGGAUUUCACUCAUGUUAUUGUCUCUUCACUAACUGCUUUGCUGUUACAUUUUUGUAUUAAUUUAACCGGAUCAUAGGAAAGGCAACAAAAAAGGGACACAUACUGAGCUGUUGUACACUUGACUGUAAUGGGAAGAACUCAAAAUUCAAAGAUGAAUUUAUUUGAGAGAUCGCUAUAAAACAGAGUCCAGCACUUGGCUCACUUCCUGAUCUAUACUGUACGUCCUUAGCCCUAAUGUAAAUAAAUAUUUUAUCCAUUACCAUUCCUAACUCUUCCUGCACUUACCCCUUGUGUGGCCUCAAAGUGAUGGGUUUGGUGUUCAGCCUGGAGCAGUUGUCUGUUUGCCUUCUGCACAGAGCUUGUUGCAUUUAUUGUUUGUGAGAAUCUAGGGGAAAAAAAACAAUAAGGGAAGAAGUAAAGUGUAUGGUGGAAAACAAUCAGUCGAGUGGUUCUGGGGUGCAUUAUUUUCAGAAUGCGUAAAGAUGAGGGUAAAUAACAGAUUUGAAAGAAAAAUGAUCUUAGGCUUGAUAUGACUGUCAAGACUUUUUUGCAACAGUGAGAGUUGGAGCUGUAAUCCUAGAAGAACCACUGGCAGAGAUGUGUACUGGAGUACUUGGGAACUGUUAACUGUUUGUCCCUUAAUUAUCUGUGUAAGCAUUAUGUUUUUCUUAUUCUAUGUAAUUAGUGUUAAAAGAAGGACAAGACAAAAAUGUCCACCAAUCACUGGGUGCAGGGAAGAUGUGGUGGCUCUGUGGCUAAGGAUCUGCGCCUGUGGCUGGAAGGUUGACGGUUCGUAUUCCACAGCCGG